GGUUUCUGCGCUUGCCGGUGUUGGGUGUGCGUUCGUCUCGGCUCCGCAAUUUUCGUAUUUAGAGCUUUUAAUUAUAAUAUAAAUUUAGCGAUUUUAUUUACUACAAAUAACGUAGUAGGUAUAUGUUAAGUUGUACAAGAAGCUACUGUGAGCUUCAAUAAGUGUGAAUAUUACGUAUAAGAGUGAAUUUAACGAAUACUUUUAAUUUUACUUGUGUGUAAAAUAAGACGAUUUUAAAGUCAUUACGAGUACCAUGGCCAAAACCGAGAAGUCAUUUCCGAGAAACUUUACAGGACGUCUGACAUGCGUCCAGGUGCUGAACAUCAUGGUACUGCUGGGGUUCAUGCUGAACUACUCUCUACGUGUCAACCUGACUAUCGCCAUUGUGGAGAUGAUCUACGAUGAAAAUGACAACGUUACAGCCCUUAAUCACAAUAUUACAGACAGUCUCAAUGUUACAGAGCACCCAGAGCACAUUCAACAAACCCGCUACCACUGGAACACGAAAGAGAAGAACCUGCUUCUGGGUUGCUUCUUUUGGGGAUACGUGCUCACAGAAUUACCAGGCGGGCGACUGGCAGAGGUUAUUGGAGCCAGACGAGUCUUCGGCUACAGCACGCUCCUAGCCAGCCUCCUCACGCUGUUGACUCCCGGCUCAGCAGCCGCCGGCUUCGGCUGGGCUGUCGCUGUGAGGAUGUUCCUGGGCUUCUGUCUUGGGGCCACAUGGCCUGCAAUUCUGCCCAUGGCUUCGAAAUGGAUUCCGCCUAUGGACAGAUCCAAGUUCAUGUCAAACAUGAUGGCAUCUUCACUCGGCGCGGCCGUAACGAUGCCGAUCUGUGGAUUUCUUAUCGCACACUUUGGAUGGGAAUCUGCUUUCUAUUUCACUGGUAUAAUCGGCGUAAUGUGGUCCGUGGCAUGGUUCGCGGUGGUGUACGACACUCCUGCUCAACAUCCGCGCAUUUCCGACACCGAGAGAAACUACCUAACUAAAGUGCUGCCACAGGAUUCUAAUAAGAAAGGGCAUCUCGCUGUACCCUGGAAGAGCAUGCUCCUGUCAGGACCCGUCUGGGCAAUCAUCAUCACCCACGGAGCAUCCGUCUUCGGCUACUUCACUGUAGUGAAUCAGCUGCCCACUUACAUUGAAAGCAUUCUGCAUUUUAGCAUCAAACAUAAUGGCCUCCUUUCUUCUCUGCCGUACCUUGGCAAGUACCUGUGCGCCUUGGCGUCGUCAGUCCUCGCCGACUCGCUACGCAGGAGUGGACGGCUCUCCACCACAGCCGCCAGGAAGCUGUUUACUGGAUUUGCUGUCGGAUUACCAGGUGUUCUGAUGCUGGCGCAGGCGUUCUUCGGCCACGACCGCGUGUGGUCAAUGGCCAUCUUCACCAUCGCGCUUACUAUCAACGGUGCUGUUACUGCUGGUUACCUCGGCAACGGGCUCGACAUUGCUCCUAGCUUCAGUGGGACGAUAUUCGGCAUGGCAAACACGCUGUCGUCGUUCGGUGGAUGGCUGUCCACUUUUAUGGUCGGCGAACUGACCAAAGACAAUAACACCUACGGCCAAUGGCAGAUUGUAUUCUUCAUCUUGGCAGGCACGUAUGUCGCCGGCGCUCUCGUCUUCAUAUUGUUUGGUUCUGGGGAAUUACAACCGUGGAGCCAGGGCACGCAGAAGCCAAAGGAAGAAGAACGUUUGAACGACCAAACCGCGUGAAGCGAGAGGUCAGGGUAUAUUGGAUGAAGUUUGGGAAGGUUCAUAAUGCUCCUUGUGAAUUUAGAGGUUAAUA
This is a messenger RNA of Hyposmocoma kahamanoa, 1781 nucleotides long. RefSeq names its product sialin. Gene Ontology annotation, cellular component: plasma membrane. Gene Ontology annotation, biological process: monoatomic anion transport; transmembrane transport. The record is from RefSeq and is a predicted model, not a curated record. Gene Ontology annotation, molecular function: transmembrane transporter activity. The transcript is spliced from 12 exons. Lineage: Eukaryota; Metazoa; Arthropoda; Insecta; Lepidoptera; Cosmopterigidae. Bases 254 to 1708 code for a protein of 484 amino acids.